This is a messenger RNA of Malus domestica (apple), 1369 nucleotides long. Its product is annotated as transcription repressor OFP4. Gene Ontology annotation, biological process: negative regulation of DNA-templated transcription. NCBI's taxonomy places the organism in Eukaryota, Viridiplantae, Streptophyta, Magnoliopsida, Rosales, Rosaceae. The record is from RefSeq and is a predicted model, not a curated record. Gene Ontology annotation, molecular function: DNA binding.
UCUUUUAACUAUUUUUCCAUCUUCACUUGUGCUCCUUACUCAAAACCCCCAACUCAUAAGAGUGAGAGUCACACACACACACUCACACAACCAAGUGAGUCAGUGAGAGAGAGAAGGAGGAGCUGCCUGUUUCAUUCAUUGAUGGGGAACUACAAGUUCAGAUUUUCAGACAUGAUCCCAAAUGCCUGGUUUUACAAACUCAAAGACAUGAGAAGUAGCAGAACCAAAAACCAUAACACCUCUCACCACCACCAUCACUCCACCAAGCAACAAAAACCAACCUCAAAUAAAUUUCCACCACCCCAAAAAUCCCACAUUUCUCAAACAAGAAGAUACUCCUACUACUUGUCCACGCAACCCAACAGAGAAAACAGGUAUUAUAAUUCCCCUAUCCACCCCAAAGCCUCAGACACACAUUUUCCUGAAAACCCCAGAAGACUAUCCACCAGAACAUCCAAAAGAAAAGCAGUUUACAAGCCUUCUCCUAACAAAUCUGUCUCAAAAUCCUCAUCAAAUUGCAACUGUCAUGCUGCGGUUAAUUCGGUUUGGACUGAUGAUGAGAGCCAAAGAACUAUUCAGUCUCCAGAUUACUUUGGCUCUUCUAGUGAGAGUUCUAGUGAGCCUGACUUUCAUGAAUUCAUCCCAUCAGAAUUUGAAUGUGACCCGAAAUUUGCUAACAUGAAAAAUGAAGGCUGUACAAGAAAAAUCCAUGAUCAGAAGCUUGAUGGGUUUGAUUUUGAUAUGAUCUCAGAGGUAGAGCUUCCUCCAAUUUUGACAAAGCCAGUGAAAUUUGAUGAGGGAGCCAAGCUCAAGAGAAGUUCCUCAAAAGUGAAGGAAAUACAAGGACAAAGGUCUCUCACUGUCAAAAUUGUCAAGGAGGAAAGCAUUAGGACUCAAAAGGGUAACCAAAGGAAGGUUACCCCAAAUUCGGUUCGAAAGGCUUCUCUCAGUUCAACAGGCAUAAGAAUUAGAGGCAACUCUCCAAGACUUCGAAGCAAGAAGAAAACUCAGCCACGUGGUAGAAAGAGUGUGUCAUCAUCACCAUCGUCGUGCUUGAAGUCGAAGAACAGGCUCCUUUCGGAGAGUUUUGCAGUUGUCAAGACCUCAGUUGAUCCACAGAGAGACUUCAGGGAGUCAAUGAUGGAGAUGAUUGUGGAGAACAACAUCAGGGCAGCUAAGGAUUUGGAAGACCUGCUUGCUUGCUAUCUCUCACUCAACUCAAAUGAAUAUCAUGAUCUCAUUGUCAAGGCCUUUGAGCAAAUCUGGUUUGACAUGGCUCACAUCAAAAUGUAACUUUUUUUUUUUACUUUCUUAGAUUAAUUGUUAAAUGCCAAUGCAUGUAUAUAAUCUUAAGAUGACUACUUUCUGA